CGCUGACGAGAGCCCGCGUGCAAGCUCGGAAGGGAAGUCUUCGUUCUGCCCAAUUCCGCGACGGGCCUCGUAGAGGACAUGAGCAUGGGAGGGGGUCGAUCCAAGGCGCCAAUUCGGACAUAGACGAAAGUGCAAUUGAUCCGCAAAGGUCGCGCAUGCAGUACAGAAUCCGUUCCAAGUACUCGGGAAUGCCUCGACGAAUCAACUCGGAGGAUUCGGAGUCUGGACCUCGUGCUCCUCCUCCUCAUUCUAUGGCUUCGGCUGCGUCUUCGGCUGCGGUUGACACUCGGUCGAGUUUCCUGGGCGUGGGCCAGGAGUUCGUCGGUAUUUAUUACGAUGGCAUCCCCGCCGAUGAGUGGAGUGUCAAGGUCUACAUUCGAGGAAGUGAUGUAGAGAGGGGGUCCUUGUGUGGUGAGCUGCACGAAGCAGUGGUGGAUGGGGCGCCGGGCGUGGUGAGGAUUUGGGAGGGUGAAAUCAUCGACAAUCAGAAUUAUACCUUCUUCCAGAGCAAGUGGGAUGUAAACUGGAACUUGCAUAAAGUACAGUGGAACCACCUUCCUGAAUUUCAAGCCUUGGAGGAGGAGGUGGAAUCGAGCGGAGGCUUGCUUCCGGACACCGCAAGCGGUGAAUAUACAUAUAUGAGAUGGAGGGAUUACUUCGACAGUGUACUUAUCCCACCCACGGGCGAAUCCAGGUUACAUUUCGUGUGUUUUCGAAGAUGCGACGGUAAAAUGCACUCUCGGUAUCAAGAACGCUUUCCCUCGGCAAUCGUCCAUAAUUUGGUUCUGCGACCCACAAUUCAUGGUCAUAGCGGGUACAGUUUUCCUACUUAUCAGCUUCAGUAGACCGAGUCCACGAUUUUGAAGAAUAAGGUUUGGAAGCAGGGUUCUGUAUGUGGUUUGACCUCCCAAACUGAUGAUCAUAUGAGCUCGCAAAGGAAAAAUGGAAACUACGGCAUGUGGUCAUAGACGGUUAGAGGAGAUCCAUAGGAUUUUACUUACUUUGGCUCAUCAUCUCAACCAUCUUCUUUGCAUGAUAUUAUUUGUGAUAUCGCUGUCAGCUGUCAGCUGGCAGCUGUCAGCAAUGUCCCACAGCUCGCCCUAGCUGAAGUUAAUGAUUAGACUUAAUGAUGAUAUCAAGUGGGCACUCCAGAUAUUCUCUCAUGCA
This is a messenger RNA of Marchantia polymorpha subsp. ruderalis, 1167 nucleotides long. NCBI's taxonomy places the organism in Eukaryota, Viridiplantae, Streptophyta, Marchantiopsida, Marchantiales, Marchantiaceae. The record is from the annotation of a GenBank genome assembly.